GUCAGCUCAUUCAAGCUCGAUCUCGAGUAGCUCCUCUAAAACCCGUCAUAAUACCCAGACUUGAACUUUUAUCCUGUACAAUUGGAGCUAGACUGGCACAUGGAGUUAAAUCAGACUUAAGACUUGAAAAUAUUCCAACAUUUUUCUGGUCAGAUUCAGUAAAUGCCCUCUUUUGGAUAAAAUGGAAUGAAAAUUGGGCCCCUUUUGUUUACAACAGAGUCCAAGAAAUCAGAUCUCUCAGUUUGCCAGAAGAAUGGAAUUAUGUUCCCGGAACUCUUAAUCCAGCUGAUCUUCCCUCACGAGGAUGCUCUGCAGAGCAUCUUAAGCAAUCUAAAUUUUGGGAGAGCCCAAUUUGGUUGAAGGAUCCACCACAGCUCUGGCCAAAUGAUAUUCGAUCCAGAUUUGGACAUUAUCAACGCUGAAAGAAGAAAAACAGUAGUGACUUCAACAAAUUUAUUCAAAGGGCAAAUUCCGUUAUAUGAUACUUUUUCAUCAUAUCGAAAAAUGAUAAGAGUAACUGCUUGGAUUUACAGAUUUUAUAGAAACAUCAAGAGUGCUACGGAUGAACGAAACUUCGAGGAACAGCUGGCCAUUGAAAAAAUGAAGGACGCUGAAAUGGUUAUUUUAAAGUACGUGCAGAACAGAUGCCUAGCAGAAGAAACCAAGCCUUGCUAUGCUUCAUUACGAACUAUAACGGAUGAUGAAGGCCUUAUACGAGUCAGAACAAGAAUAGCCAUGAGGAAGGAUUUGAGAACAUUUAAGUAUCCUAUUGCUCUACCAUCUGACCAUAAUGUCACUCACUGCCUUAUACUUGAUAAACACAAAGAACUAAAUCAUGCCGGAACUCAAAUUGUAAUGUCAGUUCAAAGAGAACAAUAUUGGAUCCUCAGACGCAGAAAAACUGCUCAACGAGUGAUACAAAAUUUGUCAUUUGCAAAAGAUUCAGCUCUCGUCCUACAGAAGUCCUAA
Molecule: messenger RNA, 969 nt
Organism: Parasteatoda tepidariorum (common house spider)
Lineage: Eukaryota; Metazoa; Arthropoda; Arachnida; Araneae; Theridiidae
Source: RefSeq, a predicted model, not a curated record